Prorocentrum cordatum is the source of this 1149-nucleotide messenger RNA. Lineage: Eukaryota; Dinophyceae; Prorocentrales; Prorocentraceae. The record is from the annotation of a GenBank genome assembly.
GCCAUGUUUUCUCAGACGCAGAGGCUGUCCAUCCUGCGUGGCUGUGCCGGGACAGCUCCGGAGCCAUGCCGCGGCCGCGUGGCGAGCGGACGCCCGAGUACCAGGCGGCCGGCGCGGGCACGACGAACUCCCUCAUCGCCAACUUGCUGAGCAAGGCGUCGGAGCUGACGACAGAGGGCGGCGCCGGCGGCGGCGAAGCUCGCGCGGAGGCUCCGCCUCGUACGACGCGGGCGGCCCCGAGGAUGCGCGGCACCGCGCUGCAGGUGACCGCGGCCUCCCUGGAGGCCGCCCGCGCCGGAGAGGGCGCCGCGAGCUGCUCGUCCGCCGCGGCCGGCGCCCCCGAGGACGCGCUCGGCGUCGCGGAGGGGAGGAGCGUGCUGCUGAUCGGCGUGGCCGGGCCCAGCGGGGCGGGGAAGUCGGCGCUGGCGGGCCGGCUGGUGCAGGAGCUCGGCUCGCCCGUGGGCGCUGUGUGCCUGGACUGGUUCAUCUCGCCGGAGAUGGACCAGGGCGCGCGCCUCGGCUCUGCCGGCGCGCAGGACUGGGAACGCCCCAGCGUGAUUGACUUCGCCAGCCUACGGGCGCAGCUGAGCCAGCUCAAGGCCAAGCUGGAGAGGGCGUCGCGGGCACCGACGAAGCAGCGCUUCGGCGUGGGCAAGUCUACGUACGACGUGGUGCUGAAAGGCAGGGCUGGAGCGCCGCUCGCGGGGGGCCCUGUGUGCGUGCUGGCAGAGGGUUUCCUGCUCUUCUUCGACCCGCAGCUGUGCGAUCUGCUGGACGCGCACAUCUGGGUCGAGGCCGACAUGGAGACGUGCAUGGCCAGGCGCCGCAGGCGGAACAAGAAGAGGAGGGCCAACGGCGACUUCGACACCUGGUACAGGGACGAAGUGUGGGCCAACUUCCAGAGGUUCCGGGAGGCCCAGCUCGCCAACGCCCCAGGGGCGCUGCGCCUGGACAGCGCGGCGCCGCUCCCAGACCUGGUGCAGCAGGCGCGCGUCCACCUGCAGGACGCACUUCCUGGAGGACUAGGCUGCCUGCCGGUGAAGGUGGAGGAGGGCGCCGAGGAGGGCCUUGGGCAGCCGUCCUGGCAGCGGGACUUCAUGACCCGGACCGCGCCGCGGAUCGCCGCGAUGGCCAAGCGGAUGGCGAGGA